UCCAAGACGAACUACACCAGCAAUCUGAUUUCAGAGAAUAAACCACAUUUUUCUCCCUUUUCUUCUGGUGGCUGGCUUGGAGGAUGUCUGUGAAAAGUGCUAAGGGAGGCGCAGACAGCAGAGCAUUGGCUGCAGGCAGCUUGUCUCCACGAGGGGGGCGGGCUGCAGCAGCUGGACAAUCACCUGGGAGGUUUAAAAACAAGGCCCUUCAGCUCAGCCUCUCCAAGAAAUUCUGCUCAAAGGCACAGUCGCAUGCGGCCAAAGGGAAGAACUCUGAUGCGGAGGCGGCUUCCCGGCGCAGUAAGAGGAGCCUCAGCAACAGCUCAGCUGUGGCCGCUGCCUACAUCUCCUACCUCAACAAACUCUUUGGACAGGAAAGAGAGCUGAUGCCAGAAGAGCUGGACGAGCUGCAGGAGGCCUUUAAGGAAUUUGACUAUGAUGCGGAUGGCUUCAUCCAUUACAAAGACAUCGCAGACUGCAUGAGAACCAUGGGCUACAUGCCCACGGAGAUGGAGCUCAUCGAGAUCAUCCAGCAAAUCAAAAUGAAAUGGGGCGGUCACGUGGACUUUGAUGAUUUCUGCGACCUCAUGGGGCCGAGGAUGCUGGCUGAGACAGCUCACAUGGUCGGGCUGAAGGAGCUCCGCUGUGCCUUCAGACAGUUUGACUGCGACGGCGAUGGAAAGAUCACGUUUGAUGAGUUGAAGGAAGGCAUGAAGACCCUGCUGGGGGAGAAACUGAAGAAAGGAGAGCUGGAGGAGAUCAUCGGCGACAUUGACCUCAACAAAGACGGCAACAUUGACUUUGAUGAGUUUCUCAUGAUGCUUUCUGCUCGAUGAUCUCUAAUGGAAGAAGAUGGAGCUGGAUUAAUGAGCUGUGCACCGAUGCUUUACCACUGUCUCCUUCCUCCUGCUGUAAAUC
Messenger RNA from Solea senegalensis (Senegalese sole), 918 nucleotides. RefSeq names its product calcium binding protein 4 (gene cabp4). Bases 84 to 836 code for a protein of 250 amino acids. NCBI's taxonomy places the organism in Eukaryota, Metazoa, Chordata, Actinopteri, Pleuronectiformes, Soleidae. The transcript is spliced from 9 exons. The record is from RefSeq and is a predicted model, not a curated record. Gene Ontology annotation, molecular function: calcium ion binding.